UCGAUGGUCCUGGAGCUCUUCGGGCGGCUUCACCGUCCCACGGUAACCAUCUCUUGGAAGAGGUAUGAGAUGCUGUUGAAGAACUUCUCAUCCAAAUAAACAGACUUCACCGCAAGUCUCUCUCGUCUGGUCAAAACGACAAAAAACCCCCGAUUCGUCACCAUUUCAGCCGUCGCACAGCAGUGACCCCGAAAAACCCAGGUCCCAGCAGCACGGCCAGAUCAUGCUUCCCACUUCCCGCCGAUUUAAUGCCUGCUUGCCAUCACUUGCAACAGAUGUGCUCGGGGGCUCAGGAUGUCAGCUUCCAGGCGAAAGUCCGGGUCUCUCCCAAUUGGCAGAUUUCCUACUUGGGACUACCGGGGGUUUGCCGCCGAUGAAUGUAGCACUGUCUGAAUUGGGUGCAGCCGCGAAAGCACCCGAAGCAGACGACCGAGAUUCGAAUCCGGAACGACACACGAUUCUCAGCCAGUUCAGCCACGCGAUUCUCCCCCAACUCGUCCUCCAAAAAAAUUCUCCUCCUCUCUGGAAAUCUCCGAAAGAAGUAAAACUUCCCUAUCUGCCUCAGUCUGACUUGUCGACUUCACGGUACAGUAUCUUCCAUGUCAACUUCAAAGUCUGAAUCCCCCACUUUCUCCUCGCCAACCCACAAAUCAUCCCAAUUUGCGCGGCUCCGUCUUUCAAAACCCAAGCGCGAAAUACCCAUGUGCAUUUUCCCGCCCAUAGCCAGUAACAACGCCUCGCCUCCUCCUUCCUCCAGCCUGCGCCACUCGAUAAAGAGAAGAUAGGCCCGAUACCGAUGUUGGCCUGUCCCUGCCCCUACGCGAUUGGAAAAGCUACCAAGUACAGUACCCUAUAUCGGCUUCCUCCCUGCAAAUAUCUGACCCCGAGACUCGGAACCGCACCUUCACAGAACCCGGCGCCGGGACCCCGAAGACGGCAAAUGCUGAGUGAGGAUGACAAAUGCGAAGGAGGGGUGAUGCUGACUUGGGAUGCGGCCCGGUGCGCGUUCACCGUGCGAGCG
Messenger RNA from Hyaloscypha bicolor E, 1021 nucleotides. RefSeq lists its product as uncharacterized. Lineage: Eukaryota; Fungi; Ascomycota; Leotiomycetes; Helotiales; Hyaloscyphaceae. The record is from RefSeq and is a predicted model, not a curated record. Bases 224 to 619 code for a protein of 131 amino acids. The transcript has a single exon.